Carassius auratus (goldfish) is the source of this 4762-nucleotide messenger RNA. Its product is annotated as AMP deaminase 2-like. Gene Ontology annotation, molecular function: AMP deaminase activity. Gene Ontology annotation, cellular component: cytosol. Gene Ontology annotation, biological process: AMP metabolic process; IMP salvage. The record is from RefSeq and is a predicted model, not a curated record. The coding region runs from base 304 to 2781 and encodes 825 amino acids. The transcript is spliced from 18 exons. NCBI's taxonomy places the organism in Eukaryota, Metazoa, Chordata, Actinopteri, Cypriniformes, Cyprinidae.
GUUGAUUUUAGACGAGGCUACUGAAUGCCAUUGGGAACACUCGCUCUCUCUAUCAGUGAUUUCACUCUUGCUGCAUGGUUACUGGAGAUCAAAAUGAGGCUGAGCAUGUUGUGGGGGAAUCCUAAGCCCCUCCCCCUCUACUGAUGUAUGAAGGGAGUGGCUCCGCCUCCACUACUGCAGCUAAGAGAUCCCCAGGCCCCGCCCCCUGUGCAUGUCUUCCUGCUCUGAUUAGAGAGUCUGUCUCCUAGCACUCGUCCCCUCUCUCUCUCCAUCUGUCCCGUGAGCAGACGGACGGUCGGCAGCAUGUCGGACUCCAGCGCAGCUUCAGCACAGACCCAAAGCAAAACUAAACCCUGCAAGAGAGGCAGUUUACACAGCAGGACCAGCCCGGAUCUGUGUGGCUUCGCUGACGCGAGGCCUUUGAUGUCCCAGCGCUCUCUGCCCGGCACACCAGUCACCCACAAACACCUGCCUAUCGACCUGCGCACAUCCAUGGACGGCAAAUACAAGGAGAUCGCUGAGGAGCUGCUGGCGAGGAGUCUAACGGACAGCGACAUGCGUUGCGCUCCGUACGAGUUUCCUGAAGAGAGUCCUAUUGAACAGCUGGAGGAGAAACGCCACCGUCUGGAGCGACAGAUCAGUCAAGACGUCAAGCUUGAGCCUGAGAUUCUGCUGCGGGCGAAACAAGACUUCAUGAAAAUAGACAGCGCCACAGACCUGGAGUAUCUGAAGGACAGUCAUGUGGACCAGCUGUACAUGCAUCAUAUGGAGACACUUGUGGAGAAAAACUUCCAGCGCGUGUCCAUCUCAGGAGAGGAGAAGUGUGGGGUGCCCUUCACGGAUCUGGUGGACGCAGCGAAGUGUGUCGUAAAGGCCUUGUUUAUCAGAGAGAAGUACAUGGUUCAGUCUCUGCAGACCUUCUAUAAAACCACGGGACGAUCCCUGCAGGAGCUGAGCCAGAGACCGCUGGACGACGACAUGUACAAGGACCUUCACGAGAGUCCCGGAGACUCAGACAUGUCCGUUCACGCGCCGGUGUCAGAAACACACCCAUACGAGGGACAGGACAUGAAGAACCUGCCACCGGACGCCGGAUACAGCUGCAAGAUGGUGGACGGGGUCAUUCACGUCUACACCGCACAAAGCCCCAUGGACAAGAGCACCGAGCUGGACCUGCCGUAUCCAGACCUGCAGGAGUACAUCGCCGACAUGAACGUGAUGAUGGCGCUCAUCAUCAACGGCCCUGUGAAGUCGUUCUGCUACCGGCGGCUGCAGUAUCUGAGCUCUAAGUUUCAGAUGCACGUCCUGCUGAACGAGAUGAAGGAGCUCGCCGCGCAGAAGAAGGUGCCGCACAGAGACUUCUACAACAUACGCAAGGUGGACACGCACAUCCACGCCUCGUCCUGCAUGAACCAGAAGCACCUGCUGCGCUUCAUCAAGAGCUCGGUGAAGAAGUACCCGGACGAGAUCGUGCGCGUGCAGGACGGCCGAGGACAGACCAUGAUGGAGGUGUUCGAGAACAUGAACCUGACGGCGUACGACCUGAGCGUGGACACGCUGGAGAUGCACGCGGACAGGAACACCUUCCACCGCUUCGACAAGUUCAACUCUAAAUACAACCCCAUCGGAGAGUCCAUCUUCAGAGAGAUCUUCAUCAAGACGGACAACCACAUCCAGGGGAAGUACUUCGGACACAUCGUCAAGGAAGUGAUGUCAGACCUGGAGGAGAGCAAGUAUCAGAACGCUGAGCUGCGUCUGUCCAUCUACGGCCGAUCCAUGGACGAGUGGGACAAACUGGCUCUGUGGGCCGUCUCUCACUCCGUCUACUCCGACAACGUGCGCUGGCUCGUGCAGAUCCCACGACUCUUUGAUGUUUACCGCACUAAGCAGCAUCUGAGUAACUUCCAGCAGAUGCUGGAGAACAUCUUCCUGCCGCUGUUCGAGGUCACCAUCAAUCCCAGCAGCCACCCGCAGCUGCACCUGUUCCUGCAGCACGUGGUGGGAUUCGACAGCGUGGAUGACGAGUCCAAACCGGAGAGUCACGUCUUCAACCUGGACAGUCCGUCUCCGGCGCGCUGGUGUGACGACGACAACCCGCCGUACUCGUACUACCUGUACUACAUGUACGUCAACAUGACCGUGCUCAACCACCUGCGCAGGAGGCGGGGCUUCAACACCUUCGUGCUGCGACCUCACUGCGGGGAGGCGGGGCCUAUCCAUCACCUGGUGUCCGGAUUCAUGCUGUCGGAAAACAUCUCGCACGGACUGCUGCUCAGGAAGGCUCCGGUCCUGCAGUAUCUGUAUUAUCUGGCUCAGGUGGGCAUCGCCAUGUCUCCGCUCAGCAACAACAGUCUGUUUCUGAGUUAUCAUCGCAACCCUCUGCCCGAGUAUCUGUCCCGCGGCCUGAUGGUGUCUCUGUCCACCGACGACCCGCUGCAGUUCCACUUCACUAAGGAGCCUCUGAUGGAGGAGUACAGCAUCGCCGCUCAGGUGUGGAAACUGAGCUCAUGUGACAUGUGUGAACUCGCCAGAAACAGUGUGUUAAUGAGCGGCUUCUCACACAAGAGUAAGAGUCAUUGGCUGGGUCCUGAUUACACUAAAGAGGGUCCCGUCAGUAAUGACAUCUGGCGCACAAACGUCCCAGACAUCCGCGUGGGGUAUCGAUACGAGACUCUGUGUGAAGAGCUGCACCUGAUCACGCAGGCCAUCCGAACACAGGAGCUGGACAGAAUCGAGGAGGAGGAGGGGCUGUCAUUCACGUCCAGCCAAUCAACAAACUAGAGAUGAGCCCUGACCCCACCCACACACCACCUGUCCAAUCAACACACUCAAGAUCUGAUCUGACCCCGCCCACACACCACCUGUCCAAUCAACACACUCGAGAUCUGAUCCUCCUACAUUCCACCUGUCCAAUCAACACGCUUGAGAUCUGAUCUGACCCCACCCACACACCACCUGUCCAAUCAACACGCUUGAGAUCUGAUCUGACCCCGCCCACACACCACCUGUCCAAUCAACACGCUUGAGAUCUGAUCUGACCCCGCCCACACACCACCUGUCUCAUCAACAUGCUCGAGAUCUGAUCUGACCCGCCUACAUUCCACUUGUCCAAUCAAAACGCUUAAGAUGUGGUCUGACCCCGCCCACAUGUCAUCUGUCCAAUCAACACGCUUGAGAUCUGAUUUGACCCCACCCACACAACACCUGUCCAAUCAACAGGCUUGAGAUCUAAUCUGACCCCACCCACACACCACCUGUUGAAUCCACACACUCAAGAUCUGAUCUGACCCCGCCCACACACCACCUGUCCAAUCAACACACUCAAGAUCUUAUAUCACCUGUCCAAUCAACAUGCUUGAGAUCUGAUCUGACCCCUCCCACACACCACCUGUCCAAUCAACAAGCUUGAGAUCUGAUCUGACCUGCCUACAUUUCACUUGUCCAAUCAAAACGCUCAAGAUCUGAUCUGACCCCGCCCACAUAUCGCCCAUUCAAUCAGCAAGCUCAAGAUUCGAUCUGACCCCACCCACACACCACCUGUCCUUCCUUUCCUCUCAUGUUGCUGCAUGUUUAGAGACGUUUUAGCCAUGCAUCGCUAUUGUACGACGUUACACCUCCAUCAGGACGUCACGCUCCCGCACGUGCCUUUACUGUAGAGACUUUUAUUUUGAAGGCUUUAUUUGAUGUGUCUGUGAUUAAAAAAACCUAAUCCUAAAUACAAUUAUUAACUUAAAUCUAAAUGUAAAACUAAACUGAAAUAAUUCAAGUUUUUUUUAAAUACUAUAUUAACACCAGUUAAUAUAAGAAACAAUUAUAUCAAUAUUAUGAUAGUAAUAUAUUUUAAAUGAUAGAUUUUAAUAUAUUGAUAAUAAUAUUAUAAUAAAUAUAGUUAGUUUUAAAAUGUUUCUGUAAAAAAGACCUAAAAACUAUAGUUCUAUAUUACAUUAAUAUUUAGUUUUUACCAUUAAAGUUGAAAACUAAAUAUAAUUUACACCAUUAUACAUAUUUAUAUCCAUAAUGAUAUAAAGUCUAUAUUAUUAAAUUGUAAUAUUAAUUAUAAUAUGUUUUCAACAUUAAUAUGUUAAAAACGAUAUGUAAUAAUGCUAUUCAUAUAGUAUUAUAAAUAAAAUGAUUAUAUAUGCUAUUAUAUGAAUAGUAGCCCCCCCCCCCCCCCCCCUUAUGUCUUUUGCUUUAGCUACUGUUUGACGGUUUAUUUUGGGAUUAGAAUUCACUGUGAACACAUCUUUCAAUCUUUUGUUCAUUUAUCCGUUAUAUUUUCUCGUCAAUUUAAAGGGUUUAUGUUGUCUGAAGGCUGAACUGUUCAGAAGUGAAUGUGCUCCAGUCCUGCAGGAGGCGCAGUUGAGACAAAACCUCUGUUUGUUUUACUAAUAUUAAACCUACUGAACUCACCAAACCUUCCGUUUCUGUGAUGUUUACAAAGUAGUUUAUUUAACAUAUCUUAUACGCUCGACAUUGAUGUUAGUUUUGAGUUUGUAGCAUUUUCCGAUCCAGCAUGUGUUCGGUAGAUUGAGUUGACGCUAUACUGACUGUUAAUCGCCAUACAGUGACACUGAACUAAUAAAUAACACCAAACGUGACUCAAAAAAAAGCCUAAUUUAUAGAAACUAGCACAUAAAUCCAGAGCAGAGCAUGACGCACAACAUGCUAGAAAGCAAGUGAUAAUGAAUAGCUGUACGAAAUGUAUCUAUUUUUUGUGAGAAUGAGUGUUUGUUGAUUUUAAUAAAGCAUGUGUUUAAUCUCA